AUGAGCAAGGCGAUUGCGGUUCAUGUCGCUAUAGAACGGUCUUUCGAUGCGUUCUUGAAACGUUGCGUCGAUGACGGCAUCACCAUUGGGUCCGAGGCCUGCGUGCCGCCCGCGUUCCUCGGGCCGCUCCCGGUCAACGCGCGCUACGUGCUCAUCCUGCGGGACCCGCGCGCCGUUGUCGUCAGCUGGGCUCAUUACAACGAACGUGUCAACCUGACGUCGCAAGGGAAAGCCUCCGAGGACUACAUAAUCGAAACGGUGCCGAAGUGCGCCGCGCUCGUGUCGCUCCGCUACUACUGGCACGACGAGUUGGUCCGGCGGACGCACCCGAGCCUGAUUUUGUUCUACGAGGAUCUCGCCGCGAACCCCGUCGACGAGUACUACCGGCUCGCGUCGUUCCUGGGGGUCAGCCUCGAGCCCGACGUCAUGCUCGGCGUCAUCCACCGGACGUCGGCCGCGUCCAUGAAGAAGGACGAGCAGCACCACCGGCUCCCGGGCCCGAACCGACCCGGCACCCCGCGAGCGAAAGUGCGGUCCGCGACGCCCGACGCCUUCCGCGAGGAAGUUUCAGCCCGAGCCUGGGCCAACGCGACGGCGGCGAUGGCGCCGCUCCUCCACCCGGCGCUGCGGAUGAAGUGGCUCUACAACGACCUCGAUGUGAAGUACGUGAGCGAGGGCCAGUGGAGCGAGGUGUCGCAUUUCGUGGACCGCAACGCCGUGCUCUUCGGCGGUAGCAGCACGGAGAAGGAGCACGGCGAGGGCGAGUACGCGCUCUACGUGCAGUUCCGGCGCCGGAGCGGGAUCAUCCCAUGGCUGGACAAGGCCGAUAUCGCCGUCGUGACGAUGCCGCUCGGCCUCACGUUCGGCGGCGACGGGAAGAAGGCGACGACGCUCGCGAAGAAGGCCCGCGAGGCGCUCGCGCUCGUCGGCUUGACCGUGGCCGACGUGCUCUUCUACGCGCGCGACGGCGGCGAGGCGGCGGUGGGAAACGUGCUGCGCGAGAUGGGGAAGGAGGAGCUGGAAAAGAAGGCGGAAGAGGUACGGGACCCCUGGCCAAGUCUCUAUUUUCUAGGAUUUUUUGAACACGGCACCUAUUCUAUGCCGGGCGACGGACAAAAGAAUCGACGCGUUUAA
Messenger RNA from Aureococcus anophagefferens, 1134 nucleotides. RefSeq lists its product as hypothetical. The coding region runs from base 1 to 1134 and encodes 377 amino acids. The transcript is spliced from 4 exons. The record is from RefSeq and is a predicted model, not a curated record. NCBI's taxonomy places the organism in Eukaryota, Pelagophyceae, Pelagomonadales, Pelagomonadaceae. Gene Ontology annotation, molecular function: sulfotransferase activity.